AUGGGCAUCUGUCAGUCCUGCCUCGGAAGGCGCGACAAAGAUGACUACGACGAGAACGAAGAGGGCAGGCUGCUGUACGAGGAUGGCAACGGCAUGCAGUAUGGCAGCUUCGGCGACCCCGCGUUAGGCGGCGACGAGACGAUAGAGGCGCAGCGGGAGAACGAAGCCCUUCAGAGAGUGGUUGCAAAGACGUCCAAUAACAUGGUCGACGUCUUCGAGAUUGCACCUCAGACUUCCUCAACUCGAGGCGCCAGCUCGACGCCGUUUGCAUACGCCGGUCAAGGGGCCCGUGUGGCGCGAUACCAGCACUUGGUCUCCAAGCUCAAUGCUGACGAGGAUGGCGACAUGUCUGGCAUAAAGGUCGACUGGUUGGCGGAGGACGACACGGUCGAGCUGCAGAGCAAUCGGCCUGCGAGCAUCAAGACUCUCGAGGACGACAAUGGCGGCGGCCCCCUUGUCGGAACAUUCGCGGACGCUGCCGCAGCCAUGAAAUAA
Messenger RNA from Purpureocillium lilacinum, 495 nucleotides. RefSeq lists its product as uncharacterized. Gene Ontology annotation, cellular component: late endosome membrane; membrane raft; Ragulator complex. NCBI's taxonomy places the organism in Eukaryota, Fungi, Ascomycota, Sordariomycetes, Hypocreales, Ophiocordycipitaceae. The record is from RefSeq and is a predicted model, not a curated record. Gene Ontology annotation, biological process: endosomal transport; cholesterol homeostasis; cellular response to amino acid stimulus.